Molecule: messenger RNA, 2689 nt
Organism: Aphanomyces invadans
Lineage: Eukaryota; Oomycota; Saprolegniomycetes; Saprolegniales; Verrucalvaceae
Exons: 5
Coding region: 1-1890 (629 amino acids)
Molecular function (GO): hydrolase activity, hydrolyzing O-glycosyl compounds
Source: RefSeq, a predicted model, not a curated record
AUGGAGGUCAACCGGCGCUCGCUCAACGAUUUCCAGCCGUCGUCGGCGACAUCUCGAGGCUCACUCGCGUUCACUCGUGAAGAUCGCAGUGCGCGCUUCGAAGUGGACGUCGUCGAGCCGGAGCACAUGCUCAUGCAAACUCCCUUGCCAACGGCCGGCGUCGAUGGAGAUGACCACAUGUACAACACUGCGUCGACAGACACUUCGCACAGCUUUCCCUCGUCUUCUCGAGAUGGUCCUCGUCGGUCGUCCUUGUCGACCCGCCCUGUCGGCAUCAACACACAGUACUCUACGCGGCCGACGGUGUUUGAACGACCGUCGGAGGUACCAACUACGUCCGAUAGCGACAUGCCGACGCGCGGGGUGCAGCCCAUGACGCUUACAUAUGUCGCCGAACCAACACGGUCCGAGACGGCCAAGGACUACAGGGGCCGUCGGCGUGUGUGGCCCGGUCUCGUUCUCCUCGCCUGCAUUAUUACUCUCGGCGUUGUGUCCAUCUCGUUUGGCGCGAAAAAGUCGUACGAGAAUGCCACGGCCCGCCUCACGUCGGUUCAAACAGCCGCCGCCAAGCGCCGCGCGAUACAGGACGGGCUCGGCGACGACUGGGAUGUCGCCGACGAUGGCAUCGUGAACAAUCCGCGCAAGUACACGACCAAGUCUUGCUCUUUGCCCAACUACCUCAGCAAGAACGGCCAGAUCGUGGCGGCGUCGCCCAACGGCACCGAGGUCGCCGUCGGCAUCAAGGGGGUCAACUGGUUCGGCAUGGAGACUCUCAACGCUGUGCCGUUUGGGCUGUGGCAAAACGACCAGAACGGCACGACCGUGUUUGAAAUUGCCGCGUUCCUCCAACGCAACGGAUUCAACAGCGUCCGUCUGCCCGUGUCGGUCGGUCACAUUCUCGACGACACGCCGCCGGCGCUGGGACUCGUGAACCGCCAAGCGAAUCGCGCGAUGAACUUGAAGAGCUACAUGACGACCAUCCAGUCCAUCGUGCAGGCGCUCGGGUUCCGCCAGAUCUCGGUGCUCAUCAGUAUCCACACGCUGAUGCCGGACGACAACACAGGCGGCCUCUGGUACGACAAAAAGGUGCCCGAAGCGAGCGUCCUCAAGUCGUUCGACCUCCUCGCCAAGGGGCUGUGCUCGGACGAGUACUGGAACGUGCUCGGCAUCGAUCUCAAAAACGAACCGCACAAAGCCACGUGGGGCGAUGGCGUUGCCGCCACGGACUGGGUCCUCGGCGCGACCAAACUCGGCAACCACAUGCUGUCCGUAUGCCCAAACUGGGUCGGAUUCGUCGAAGGUAUCAACGGAGGACCGCAAAAGGGCGUGAUCGACGGCAAGGAGUGGACGUACUACAACUGGUGGGGCGGCGGGCUCCAAGGAGCGGCCACUAAAGGCGUCGAGUUCGCCACACGAAACAAGAUGGUGUAUUCGCCGCACUAUUACACGACGGCGGUGGCCCCCCAAGACUACUUUUACGACGGCAAGUGGCAGCUCAUGGUGGAACUGCCCGACGAUCGCCUUCGCACCCGUGUCGCCGACUCGAUGUUUGUCAUGUUUGGGUUCCUCGCCGGCACCGACGCCGCGGUCGUGAUGGGCGAGUUUGGCGGGUUGUACGCCACCGACAAGCACCCGCUGCUCACGACGAAGCGGACCACCGACUUUACCAUCGAAACGAUGGUCCAAAACAAGUACGCAGGCGCUUACAUGUGGUCGCUCAACCCCGAAAGCGCGUACCAAUUCAACCCGAUCACGCCCGGAUCGUACACGGAAGGACUCCUCCUCGACGACUGGCUCACGCCCAACAAACCUUUUCUCAAGGGCAUGGAAGCGCUGAACAAGCUCCCGAACGUUCGACCGUUCCCGUGCUUCUUUGACAAGAAGCCGUAACAUGUUCUAUCGAAUGCCAACGUCGUCGUCUGCCGCAUCGUCAAGGGAUUUCGUGCACAGUCCUUUGUCGCUACGACGCACAGCAAAACUUGCGUCGACAAACGGACGGUGGUGACGUUGUCGACUGGAGCGGGCAGCUCACAUUCUACGGCGCUCGGGUUCCUUCGACCAUGCGGAUGUCGUCUCGAUCGCCUGGAAACUCGAGACGAUCGCGACCAGGCGAGUCGUCUUCGCCACGCAACAGCUUCUCAACGCGAUCGAUCCCUCGCAAUGCCUUGACACAGGUUGGAUUGAUGGACAGCGCGUGAUGGUACUGUGGCAGCGCCAGGCCAUACGAUCGAUUCAACGUGUGUACGUCGCCCAACUUGGCAAACACGACGUCCCGUGCAAAGUGGUGGGUCAGCAUCUCGAGCCUGCGCGACGGUCAAGUGAGCCCAUGCAUGAAACGGAGGGGGCCACACCGCUGAAUCGCAUCCGCGUACUUGGCUUCGGCAAUCAAGAUGUCCACGAGGCCAAAAUGCGCGCGCAGGAGCUUGGGCCGCAUGCUCAGCGCCUUUUCAAACGCUUUGCGCGCCUAAUGGAGGGAGGCGGUGUCUCCGCGGUGGGCACGCGAUGAAACGAGCAAAGAUUCGUCAAGUACCUUGUCGCGACUGUCGGGCUUGAGGGAUAGCACGGACCCGAGCAACAAGUAGGCGCGGGGACUGUGGGGCAUGUACAUGAGGGCGAGCCGCGCGACGUUCAUGGCUUCCAUGUAUUUAUCGACGCCUUUGAGGCAGAUGCCACACAGCCCUUCGCCCAU